This is a messenger RNA of Rhopalosiphum padi (bird cherry-oat aphid), 1260 nucleotides long. RefSeq lists its product as uncharacterized. The transcript is spliced from 2 exons. The record is from RefSeq and is a predicted model, not a curated record. The coding region runs from base 103 to 594 and encodes 163 amino acids. NCBI's taxonomy places the organism in Eukaryota, Metazoa, Arthropoda, Insecta, Hemiptera, Aphididae.
CGGAAAAUCAAAUUGUUCAGAAAAAAAUUGAAAACCAAAAAAAAAAAUCACUUUGUUCAAGAUUUACGAAUGUGAGUAGUGUUAUCAACAAAAUAAUUAAACAUGAUAUCAUUUGGAAUAAUGACGGCAUUACUCGUGGCGAUGGCAUGCGUAGUGCACUAUGACCUAUUGGGCUUGUUUCGGAUUCAUCCAUACCGACAGCGCAUCGUGUACACUGACAACGAACAACACCAACACCGGCCCACGUCCGAGUUCGACCACCUGUGGAUACCGAGACCCGGCACGGACCCGACCAUAUCCUAUUCGCUGUUGCAGCCGAUCAUCUUGCACGAUCAUGGUGGCGACGGCGAUGACUACUGGACGGACUCGGACGACAAUUAUUAUGACGACGGCACCCAUAGUAAUCGUGAAAUCACUGGUAAUAGGCAUUCCGACGACCAGGUCCAUCGACACUGGCCUGCACCAGAUACCGAAGUUGCAGACAGAGUUCUCGCGACUAGCACGACCGAGGUACCGAAUGUCCUCGACGACGCCGAAGACGACGACAACGAUUACGUCGCUCCCGGACAAGAGUGGGACGGUGACAUUUUUUGACGUAUUUCCACAGCAGAUGUGAGAAAUAUUCAUGAUUCACACUGACGUUCCUAUACAUCGCUAUAAUUUAUUAAUAUCGAUCGAGUGGUUUUUAAUGCAUAUAGGUUAGUUGUAAAACAUAUAUUUGUAAUCCCUAUAGAAGAUACGAGAUAAAGUGCGAAUAUUGAUCUUAAAGUAUUUUCCGCACAUUUUAUGUUUUAUGUACACAUAUUAUAUUAUAAUAAUUGUAUAUUGUCUACUCGUACCGCUUAUUUUUAUAAUACUUAUUAAUUAUAAUAAAAUACAUAGGUAUAAUAUAUUAUUAUAUUAAGUAAGACAAGUAUAGGUUAUUAGGCGAGUUACUAUAUUUAUAAACGUAUUCAAUAUUCAUAUAUAUAUUUUGACUAUUGAGUUCCGGUUAAUGUGAUCACUGGUUUAUAAAAUCAACCAUUUAUUUGAAUCAAAAUUGAAAAUUCCAAACCAGAUCUUAUUAUUAUGUUACUAAUGUUAAAUUAAUCUUUUAUUAGAAUCACAAAGUAAUGGAUAUUUGAAUCAUUUUUAAGAACAUUCUUCUCGUUUUAAUGGUAUUUCAAACUUUCACUAAAAAGAAACAAGAAUUGUUUUGAAAAAGUUAAAAGGAGCUAUUCAAAAAUAUAGCUAUUUAAAAUAAAUAACGAUAAUUUUCAG